This is a messenger RNA of Pteronotus mesoamericanus, 966 nucleotides long. Its product is annotated as olfactory receptor 52B4-like. The coding region runs from base 1 to 966 and encodes 321 amino acids. Gene Ontology annotation, biological process: G protein-coupled receptor signaling pathway. The record is from RefSeq and is a predicted model, not a curated record. Gene Ontology annotation, cellular component: plasma membrane. Lineage: Eukaryota; Metazoa; Chordata; Mammalia; Chiroptera; Mormoopidae. Gene Ontology annotation, molecular function: olfactory receptor activity; G protein-coupled receptor activity. The transcript has a single exon.
AUGUCUCUGGUAGUCUCUCCGCACAUGGCUACCUUAAACCACACUGGUGUUAGCCACACAGUCUUCCACUUGCUGGGCAUCCCUGGCCUAGAGAACCAGCACAUGUGGAUCUCCAUCCCCUUCUUCAUCUCCUAUGUCAUUGCCCUACUUGGGAACAGCCUGCUUAUCAUCAUCAUUACAAAGAGCAGCCUCCAUGAACCCAUGUACUUCUUCCUCUGCAUGCUGGCAGGAGCAGACAUUAUCAUUUCUACAUGCACAGUGCCGCAGGCUUUGGCCAUCUUCUGGUUCCAUGCUGGGGAGAUCUCUCUGGAUCGCUGCAUCACUCAGUUCUUCAUCCUUCACUGCACUUUCAUGUGUGAAUCAGGGAUCUUGCUGGUGAUGGCGUUUGACCGCUACAUUGCUAUAUGCUACCCACUGAGAUACACCGCUAUUCUUACACGUACAUUGAUUGGGAAAAUUGGUGUUAUCAUCUUUUUGAGAAGUUACUGUACAAUUUUCCCCAUAAUAUUUCUUUUGAAAAGGUUGACUUUCUGUCAAAAUAAUAUUAUUCCACAUACCUUUUGUGAACACAUUGGCUUGGCCAAAUAUGCUUGUAAUGACAUUCGAGUGAACAUCUGGUAUGGGUUUUUUGUAAUAAUAUUGACAGUGGUUUUAGAUGUUCUGUUAAUUUUUGUUUCUUAUGUGCUGAUUCUUCAUGCUGUCUUCCACAUGUCUUCCCAAGAUGCUCGUCAGAAAGCUCUCAACACAUGUGGCUCCCAUGUCUGCAUCAUCACUCUCUUUUAUGGGCCUGCCAUCUUCACAACUCUUACUCAGAGGUUUGGACGUCACAUUCCUCCUCAUAUCCAUAUCUUGUUGGCUAAUGUCUACAUUCUGGCUCCACCUAUGCUGAAUCCCAUCAUUUAUGGGAUCAAGACCAAAAAAAUCCAAGAGCAGGCAGUUCACAUGUUUUUCCCAAAUCAGAAAUAA